CGUCGUCUUUGUUCGUCACCAGUACAGCCGUGCACACUCGAACAAAGUAUAGACUACACGACUGUACGCGAGUUCGUUGUCGCCCGCCAAUCGCCUCGCCAAGCGUGAAGCCAGUUGGCAGUUGCGAAAGGGUAAUAGCAGGAGGCGGAUGUUUCACCGUCUUUUGUUUGGUCCAGCAAUUUUUUAAAGUGCGUAUUCCAUUGACAAAGUGCAGUGCUGUGUUUUAGUGGAUUAAAAUUUUCGUACUUAAGGGGUUCCACCAAGAUGGCUCGGUGACCGGAUCCAGGAUGGAGUCGAAGGGCACCCAGAUCCACCUGCCGCUGAUGGGGCGCGGCAGUCGCGGGGAGCUGAACGACAAGGUCACCUUCUCCACGGUCAAAUCACCCCCAGAACAGCUCAAUAAUGGACAGCUGAUGGGGGGCUCCCAAAUAAAUCUUUGCAACGGUAUGGUCGGAAUGACCGGGCUGGUUCCCAAAGUCCCGAAUGGCUGCGGCGAAAAGAAACCCAUGGCGGCUCUCACACACCUCCCGAAAAGACCGCCAGUGGACAUCGAAUUCUCCGAACUCUCGUACUCAGUCAGCGAAGGAAGGAAGCGAGGGUACAAGGCCCUGCUGAAGGGAAUCAAUGGAACUUUUAAAUCCAGCGAGCUGACGGCCAUAAUGGGACCCUCAGGUGCUGGGAAAAGUACACUAAUGAAUAUUUUAGCAGGAUACAAAACAUCAAACGUCAGUGGCUCAAUACUAAUCAACGGGAAGGAAAGAAACUUGCGCAGGUUCAGGAAACUUUCGUGCUACAUUAUGCAAGAUGACUGCCUCCUACCGCAUCUCACCGUAACAGAAGCUAUGCACGUCUCAGCCAAUCUCAAACUAGGGAAAGACAUGACUAUAACCGCUAAGAAGAUUGUGAUCAACGAAAUCCUGGAGAUGUUGGGAUUAGUAGAAGCCUGCGACACGAGGACGAUAAAUCUCUCGGGCGGUCAGAAGAAGCGUCUGUCGAUAGCUCUGGAGCUGGUGAACAAUCCUCCUGUGAUGUUUUUCGACGAGCCCACCUCCGGUUUGGACAGUUCGUCGUGUUUCCAAUGCAUAUCUCUCUUGAAAUCUCUGGCGAGAGGUGGCAGGACCAUCAUAUGCACGAUCCACCAGCCGUCGGCGAGGUUGUUUGAGAUGUUUGACUUCCUGUACACGCUGGCGGAAGGACAGUGUAUAUACCAAGGCCCGGUGCGUGGAUUAGUGCCAUUUUUGUCCACAAUGGGUCUAAAUUGUCCAAGUUACCACAACCCAGCAGAUUAUAUAAUGGAGGUAGCGACGGGCGAACACGGGGAGUGGGGCAACAAAUUAGUGAUGGCGGUAAACAAGGGAAAUUGUGGGCGUGGGCAAACGUCAACAUCAUCAUCAUCAUCCUCCGGACCAGUUAAUUGUAAUUACAACAACCAAAGUAAGAAUAACGUGACAAAAGAAGCCUUAGAAAUCGUUAUAGAUAAACCAACAUGCACUGUGAUAGACAUGUCCGAACCGAUCAGCACGGAGAAGAAGCAACUCCCCAACCCGAGCAACCUAGCGCCAGUCACCUGCACGACGUCUCUAUUAGACUCCAGCGAAAGUUUCACCAAGAAGACUCAGAAGACAGGCUUUCCGACGUCCGGUUGGAAGCAGUUCUGGAUUCUACUGAAGAGGACCUUCAAGAGUAUAAUGAGAGAUCAGACGCUUACGCAUUUGAGGCUAUGCUCGCAUACCGUAGUGGGCCUUCUUAUCGGAUUCCUGUAUUAUGACAUUGGACACGACGCUGCGAAAGUCAUGAGCAACGCCGGUUGCAUCUUCUUCACCGUCAUGUUCACAAUGUUCACUUCAAUGAUGCCUACUAUUCUGACAUUCCCAACAGAGAUGAACGUGUUUGUGAGAGAGCAUUUGAACUAUUGGUACUCUCUGAAGGCGUUCUACUUCGCGAAAACUAUAGCAGAUCUACCAUUCCAGAUAGUGUUCAGUGGCGUUUACGUGAUAAUAGUGUACUUCAUGACGGGUCAGCCGAUGCAGACGGACCGGGUGCUCAUGUUUACAACUAUUAACAUAUUGACGGCACUGGUAGCGCAAUCCCUAGGCUUACUCAUAGGCGCAGCCAUGAACAUAGAGACAGGGGUAUACCUGGGACCGGUCACUACCAUCCCAGUGGUGUUAUUCUCUGGAUUCUUCGUCAACUUCAACGCCAUUCCUGGCUACCUCCAAUGGGUGUCGUACCUCAGCUACGUACGCUACGGCUUCGAAGGCGCCAUGCUGUCAGUCUACGGCUUCAAGCGAGAGAAGCUGCACUGCUCAGAAGCGUAUUGUCAUUUCCGAACGCCGAGUCACUUCCUCAAAGAGAUGACAAUGGACCAGGCGAACUUCUGGGUCGACGUAGGCGCCCUCUGCGCCUUUUUCGUAUUCAUCAGAAUAGUCUCCUACUUAGUCUUAAGGUUUAAGCUGAAGAUGAUGCAAUAGGAAAUUCCAGGCAUCCUUGUGCGUUUAGUGGCGCCAUAGCGCGCAUGGUUACGCGUGGUUGUUGGAGUAUGGAACCGAGGCCUAUUGAGAUUAAGCUGGCACUUAUGGUCAAAAUUACAGAUUGAAGUAUUGUGUAAAGCCUUGUUGCAAGCUAUACAAUCGACUCAAUGAUCUUGGACUUUUUUAGCGCUGGCAGAGUAAAUGGGGUUAUAAAGAGCACUGCCCGUUGGUGAGUUUGAAUGAUUCGAUAGCGUAGAGUGUUACUUGUACAGAACGCGUUCGCGAUUACGCGCGAUUUCACGCAUAGUUCGCGCGCAAAUAGUCCUUAGAUGUAAUAUAGGUAUCGAAAUAUAGCUUUAUAGUGAGGUUCAGUAAUGUUUAUACAUAGAAUAAGGUUUUAUAGAAUAAACGGGAGCGAAAGAAGUUUUCUUUCUCGAUCCACUUUCCGAUUGGGCCCAUGACUUAAUUUUAAGUUACUUAAUGAUAUUAUUUUGACUAUUAUCACAACGUAGACGUUUUAAGUAAGUACGCUUGAUGUAAUUGUAUUGAUAAGUCUGUCAAUGUUACGCAAAAGUUACUCAGAGCCAUUUAUUUACUUCUACAUAAUAUUACUAUGCUAUGGAGCCCUUCACACUACGACAUAAGUGUUCGACGUGUUUUUGGAUGUGUUCACAACAAUUUGCUACAAUAUUGUUGUACUAUAACACUUAGGUGAUAGUGUUCAAUAAUAAUAAGAAAUAUGGUGGUAUAUAAAAACAUUUGAGACCUUGAUGGAGUAUUUAAUUACAAAGGCUUAGGGCCUGUUUCACCACUUCCUGAUAAGGUGCCGAAUAGGCUUAU
This is a messenger RNA of Aricia agestis (brown argus), 3311 nucleotides long. RefSeq names its product ATP-binding cassette sub-family G member 4 (gene Atet). Gene Ontology annotation, molecular function: ATP binding; ATP hydrolysis activity; ABC-type transporter activity. Bases 288 to 2471 code for a protein of 727 amino acids. The transcript has 8 exons. Gene Ontology annotation, cellular component: plasma membrane. The record is from RefSeq and is a predicted model, not a curated record. Lineage: Eukaryota; Metazoa; Arthropoda; Insecta; Lepidoptera; Lycaenidae.